Molecule: messenger RNA, 987 nt
Organism: Paramecium pentaurelia
Lineage: Eukaryota; Ciliophora; Oligohymenophorea; Peniculida; Parameciidae
Source: the annotation of a GenBank genome assembly
AUGUAAAAUAAAUUUUUAAAUCACAUAACCCAAUUAGAGGCUGAAAAUUCUACAUCAUCUGAAUCUCAUUGGUUGUUGAUUACAGGAAUUAUAUUAGGCAGUUUGAUUGGGAUAGCUGGAUUAGUUUUUGGCUACUUUAAAUAUAGAUAAUAUAGGGUGUAUUAAGAAUAUUCAUAGAGACCUGAGAAUGGUAUUCCAAAAGAGAAAAUUGGAUUUGCUUAACGAAACAAAUUCAGAUUCUGGAAAUUUUAUGAGAAUAAAGAUGAGCCCAAUGAUGAUCUAGUGAAGUAACAGCAAAAAGAAAGUAUAUAAGAAGCAGCGAACUUCAGAUUAUUACGGGUAGUAUAUCGAGUUGACCUUCCUGUGUAAGCCUGGUGAUACAUUAACCAUCAGAGGAGACAAGCCAGUAGCAAGAGAUGCUAUAUCAUAUUUCGAGAUUGAAAUAGAAGAUAAUCCAAGAAAUUGUGACAUCAUAAUAGGAUUUUGUUCAUCUAAAGAAUUUCAGAAGUAAUUUUCUUUGGGUCGUUCAUAAAGCAGUGUAGGAUUCCAUUCAUAGACAGGUUAAGUAUAUUGGAGAAGCAAUUUACAUCAAGAUCAUAAAUUUUAAGCUGUCUAUGGAGAAACAAUUGGAAUUGGUAUUAGAUAGAAGGAUGGAAGAGUGUGGUUGAGUUAUAAUGGGAAAUUCUUGAAUCCUCCACCUGCAAGUGAAGGGAAAAGCAAGGAGGAUAUGGAGAAGGAGAAAAAAAAGGAGGAAGCAGAUAGUGAAAUUGAUAUUGGUGAAUACAUUUUAUUAAUAAUUUUAUAGACUUGAAUAAUAAGAAUAAGGAGAUUGAGGAAACUAGGAAAGCUUUGAUUUUGAGUAUGGGACAGAAUCUAGAAUUGUAUCCAGCCAUUAGUGUAAAUGGACGUUGCAAAAUCAAUUUGAAUGUAGGAGGAAUGCAGUUUAGAAUGAAUCAAAAGGAAUUGAAAUAAGGAUUAUUGCAUUGA